Charadrius vociferus (killdeer) is the source of this 417-nucleotide messenger RNA. Its product is annotated as nascent polypeptide-associated complex subunit alpha-like. Gene Ontology annotation, cellular component: cytoplasm; nascent polypeptide-associated complex. Gene Ontology annotation, biological process: protein targeting to membrane. NCBI's taxonomy places the organism in Eukaryota, Metazoa, Chordata, Aves, Charadriiformes, Charadriidae. The annotation marks the transcript as partial. The transcript has 4 exons. The record is from RefSeq and is a predicted model, not a curated record.
GCCAUGUCCAAGCUGGGGCUGCGGCAGAUCCACGGCGUCACCCGCAUCACCAUCCGCAAGUCCAAGAACAUCCUCUUCGUCAUCACCAAACCCGACGUCUUCAAGAGUCCCGCGUCUGACAUCUACAUCGUCUUCGGGGAAGCCAAGAUCGAGGACCUGUCGCAGCAAGUGCACAAGGCGGCGGCGGAGAAGUUCAAGGUGCCGAUGGAGCACUCGCCCCUCAUCACGGAGACGGCGCCCACCCUCACCAUCAAGGAGGAGAGUGAGGAGGAGGAAGAGGUGGACGAGACGGGGCUGGAGGUGAGGGACAUCGAACUGGUGAUGGCUCAAGCCAACGUCUCGCGCCCCAAAGCCGUGCGGGCGCUUCGGCACAACAACAACGACAUCGUCAAUGCCAUCAUGGAGCUGACCAUGUAG